AUGCCAAAGCGAGAAGCAAAAGAUUCGUUUUUGAUUUAUCACUCUUUCUUCAUUUUCACAGACGAAAAGAUUGUUCAUGGUUCACGAAUCUUCUGCGAAUUUAAUUACUUCGUAAGACAAUCAACUUAUCUAACUGUCAUUUCCACCAGAAGUUAUAAUAAGCACUCUGAGAGAAACACUCAGACAUGUGUUGAACUUCCUCAAGAAGUUCCCUUAGUCAUAAAUUUCAAUCCUUGCUUGGCUUACGAAAACUUCACUUACCUUGUCAAAGUUAAUCUGUUGGGUAAAAAUCAAAUGGCAAAUAAAUCAUUUCCCACUAUGAAUGAAUUGUGGUCAUCAUCAGGCUGUAAAUAA
This is a messenger RNA of Clunio marinus, 354 nucleotides long. Lineage: Eukaryota; Metazoa; Arthropoda; Insecta; Diptera; Chironomidae. The record is from the annotation of a GenBank genome assembly.